Molecule: messenger RNA, 5020 nt
Organism: Lampris incognitus (smalleye Pacific opah)
Lineage: Eukaryota; Metazoa; Chordata; Actinopteri; Lampriformes; Lampridae
Gene: col18a1a
Product: collagen type XVIII alpha 1 chain a
Exons: 42
Coding region: 1-4665 (1554 amino acids)
Molecular function (GO): protein binding
Source: RefSeq, a predicted model, not a curated record
AUGGUGUCUGACCAAGCAUCACUAGCUAGCCACACCUUGGCAACCACCCAAAAUGUUUUGACCAAUCACAUCUCAGAUACAACAAAAGCACUGGUAACUAAUCAAAUAUCACAAGGUAGCCAAAACAUUCCAAGUAGCCAAAAAUCAAGCCAGGCAGUGCCAACGAGUCCAACUACUAUAAUAGCCAGUCAAACUUCUGUUGAAAGCCAAACAAUUGUAUCUAAACCAGCAGUGGUCCUUGAAUCCCCACGCUGCUUGUCCCUAGAUACUACUCUUCCUUUCUGCUCUUCCAUGGGCAGGAGAAGUUUUGCUGUGCCCAAUUACCUCAACCAGACUAGUAUAGAAGAAGUCCAGGCACACUUGAAUGAGUGGGCAUGGCUCUUGAGGUCACGUUGCCACCAUAGUUUGGAAUGGUUUUUCUGCUUGCUCCUGGUGCCAAAGUGCAGCCCUCCAGGCCUGCCUCCAGCUAUCCCUUGCCGGAGCUUCUGCGAAGUCUUGCGGGACAGUUGCUGGACACUCCUGAAUGAGGGCCACCUCCCUGUGGAGUGCCACACUCUGCCAGACGAGAAGGAUGAUGGGUAUCAGUGCUUGUCUGUUAGUAACCAGAAAGCUGAGAAUGGAGUCUCCCUACUGCAGCUGAUUGGGGAUCCUCCCCCAGAUGAGAUCACCCAGGUCUUUGGACCUGAUAACAGCCCUGGCUAUGUCUUCGGUCCCGAUGCCAACACGGGACAGCUGGCACGUGCCCACCUGCCCAGCCCAUUCUAUCGUGAUUUCUCACUCAUCUUCAACCUGAAGCCCACCUCGGACAGGGGCGGAGUUGUCUUCUCCGUCACAGACUCCUCACAGCAGAUCAUGUAUGUGGGUGUCAAGCUGUCAGCUGUACAGGGUGGCAAGCAGAAUGUCAUCCUCUACUACACGGAGCCUGACUCCCAGGAGUCGUACGAGGCGGCCAGGUUCCCUGUGCUAUCAAUGAGGGACACCUGGACUCGUUUCGCCAUUGCUGUGCAGGAUGAAAAGGUGACCUUCUACCUCAACUGUGACAUGGAACCCCAAGUGAAGCGCUUCGAGAGGUCACCGGAUGAGAUGGAGUUGGAGGCUGGUGCUGGUGUCUUUGUCGGCCAAGCUGGAGGGGCUGAUCCGGACAAGUUUCUGGGGGUCAUUGGAGAUCUGAGGGUGGUGGGAGACCCCCGUGCUGCUGAGAGGCACUGUGAGGAGGAUGAAGAUGACUCGGACAUGGCCUCAGGGGAAGGAAGUGGCUAUGAGGAAAGACGGACUUCAAAACCAGCCCUUGAGAAAGGCUCGUGGACGACGCCGCCGCCAUCUUCUCGGCCCAUUCAACAGCCGCCAGUGACCAGGAAAACUGAGCUGUCUGUAGAGAGAGAGACAGCGAGUGACUCCCGGCAGGUGUCAGUUUCGGUGGAGUCCAGGCCCGGGCUCCCCGGGUCACCAGGGUCAGGGGGAGCUAAAGGAGAAAAGGGUGACCGAGGGGACAGCGGAGAGAAGGGAGAUAGAGGACUCAUUGGGCCGAAGGGAGAAAUGGGCACCGGCCUUACCUCACGGGGAGGAACACGUGGAGAGAAGGGUGAACCAGGAGAAAAAGGAAGUAAGGGCAGCGCAGGGUUUGGUUACUCAGGAAAGAAGGGAGAGCCUGGACCCUCAGGGCCCCCAGGACCCCCUGGUCCUCCAGGGCCCACCGCUGAGCUGUUGCAGCACAGCGAUGGCUCAACGGUACAGAGCGUACCUGGACCCCGAGGACCGCCCGGACCCCAAGGUGCCCCAGGCCCCCAGGGGUCGCCAGGAGCCGAAGGAGAGCCAGGGGACCCUGGUGAAGAUGGAAAUUCAGGUGCUGUUGGGCCUCCAGGCUUCCCAGGAAUACCAGGUGACCCGGGUGCCAAAGGAGAGAAGGGUGACAGAGGAGAAGGCCAACCUGGCCUCAGGGGACCCCCAGGACCUCCUGGACCCCCAGGAACAGGAUCCAGAUCUACUUUUGUGGACAUGGAAGGCUCAGGAUUCCCUGACCUGGAGUCUCUAAGGGGAUUACCUGGGCUCCAAGGUCCCCCAGGUCCUCCUGGUCCUCCUGGUCCUUCUUCAGUGGGUACAGCAGUGAGCUCUGGAGCGUUCGGACCCCCAGGAAAGGAUGGGGCCCCCGGUCAGCUUGGCCUGCCUGGUCCACCAGGUGCUGCUGGCAUCCCGGGAGCCUCUGGUCCCAAGGGAGAGAAGGGUGAUUCAGGUGAGCUGGGUCUUCCAGGAGCAGUUGGAGAAAAGGGUGGUCUAGGAGAGCCAGGGUUACCAGGAGCACCAGGACAGACUGGUUUGGCCGGUCUGCCAGGACCAAUGGGACCAGUUGGACCAUCCGGACCCCCCGGCCCUCCAGGACCAAGUUAUCGUGUUGGUUUUGAUGACAUGGAGGGUUCUGGUGGAGUGUUCACCAAUGGAGUUCCUGGCAUCAGGGGACCUGAGGGAAGACAGGGUCUUGGUGGUGUGCCUGGACUUCCAGGUAAGGCUGGUUUGCCGGGCAUACCAGGCCAGAAGGGCAGUGAGGGGGCUCAAGGAAGAGAUGGGCGACCAGGGUUGGAUGGCCUCCCCGGACCACAGGGACGAAAGGGUGAGGCAGGUGAAAGAGGAGAGCGGGGUGAAUCAGGCCGAGAUGGAAAUGGACUCCCGGGACCACCCGGCCCACCGGGACCUCCAGGGCAGAUCAUUGGUGGCAGUUACGACAGCAUCCAGGGAAGCACUGGGCCUGAGGGCAGACCCGGUUUACCCGGUCAAGCUGGAUUCCCUGGCCCCAUUGGACCAAAGGGUGACAGAGGAGAACCAGGUCCCUCAGGGUACGGAGUAAAGGGUGAGAAGGGUGAACCAGGCUUGGUGAUUGGACCAGAUGGAAAUCCUCUGUAUAUUGGACAGCUAAGUGGUCAGAAGGGAGACAGAGGACCUCCAGGCCCCGUUGGACCUCCUGGUCAUUAUGGGCCUCCAGGGUUAAAGGGUGAAAUUGGCAUGCCUGGAAGACCUGGCCGUCCUGGUGUAAAUGGUUACAAGGGUGAGAAAGGAGAGCCAAACACUGGUGAAGGCUAUGGUUAUCCAGGACCCCCAGGUCUACCCGGUCCACCAGGACCCCCUGGGCCAGCUGUUUCUCUAAAUCGCUUCAAUCGCUAUGAUGAUAUCCCAAGAAAUCAUGCAGCAGUUAAAGGAGAAAAAGGUGAUCGUGGUGAGCGUGGACUUCCAGGAAUACCAGGGGCAGCCUCUAACAUUGACAUUUACACACUUAAGAAUGAACUGAAGGGAGAGCGUGGAGAUGCGGGUGUGAAAGGAGAGAAGGGAGAGCCAGGUGGUGGAUAUUAUGAUCCCCGCUUUGGAGGAGUGCAAGGUCCACCAGGGCCUCCUGGCAACCCAGGCCUGCCGGGUCCAAAGGGAGACUCCAUUAUUGGUCCUUCUGGACCUCAAGGACCACCAGGGGCACCUGGGAUUGGAUACGAUGGACGUCCAGGGCCACCUGGCCAACCUGGACCUCCCGGACCCCCGGGGUCCCCCUCACUGCCAGGGGCCUACAGACCCAAUCACCCCAUCAGCAUUCCUGGACCUCCGGGUCCCCCUGGCCCUCCUGGAGCCACUGGUCAUUCCUCUGGGGUGACAGUUCUGAGGUCUUAUGACACCAUGAUCGCGACUGCCAGACGCCAGGCAGAGGGCAGCCUCAUCUACAUCAUGGACAAAGCGGACCUCUAUUUAAGAGUGCGCGGUGGAGUCCGGCAAGUCAUGCUUGGAGAGUACAAUCCCUUCUACAGAGACCAGGACAAUGAGGUAGCAGAGGUUCAGCCUCCUCCGGUGAUUAUCUACACCCAGUCCCAAGAUCAGUCCCACAACAAUGGAGCUGGCCAUUACUCCCAGGGGGGCGCCGCCACUCACCCCAUUGAGCCCCCACCUUACCAACCUGUAGAAAUCCCAAGGAGGGAGCCGGUCAACCCUGAUCCCAGAUACCCGCCACAGUACAACCCCAGAUUCCAAGACCCAAGGUACACAGGUCAGACAGAUGGGCGAUUGAACCCCUCACAGCCUGAGAACCGCUACCCUGUCACUCCCCAGCGCCGACCCAACCUGCCCGAACCUCAGCCCGCAGGCCAUGUGCACGCAUCAGGGCCAGGACUUCAUCUCAUUGCCCUUAAUGCACCUCAAACUGGUAACAUGCGAGGAAUUCGCGGUGCAGACUUCCUGUGCUUCCAGCAGGCCCGUGCACUGGGUCUGAAGGGUACCUUCAGAGCUUUCCUGUCCUCCAAGCUUCAAGACCUCUACAGCAUCGUCCGCAAAUCAGACAGAGAUAGCCUCCCCAUUUUAAAUCUCAAGGAUCAAGUGUUGUUUAGCAGCUGGGAGUCGCUCUUCAGUGUAAGCGGAAGCAAAAUGAGGGAUAAUGCACCAAUCUACUCAUUUGAUGGUAGAGAUAUCCUCAGGGACAGUGCAUGGCCAGAGAAAAUGGUCUGGCAUGGUUCAAGUAGCAAGGGCCACCGGCAGACAGACAACUACUGUGAGACAUGGCGGGCAGGUGACCGAGCUGUGACGGGCCUGGCAUCACCGCUGCAGAGCGGCCAGCUCUUACAGCAAAGCCCCAGUAGCUGUUCCAGCUCCUACAUAGUCCUCUGUAUCGAAAACAGCUACAUCACACACUCCAAAAAAUAAAUCCUGUCCAUUCUAGUUUUGUUUUGUUGCCCCCCCCCCCACUUUUUGUCCUAGUGAGACAUGAUUCGAAAUUUCCAAGCAGGCGUGUGUAAUAAUUGCCCUGUGAUAAUAAUUUGCCCUGUCAAAGUGCGGCAUCCAAUGAACUGGGCCUGUGGCUCUUCGCCUGACAAAGACACUUCCCCGAUUUUCCGUAAACGCCAAAGAGAUGGGCCAAACAGACCAGAGGGCUGUUGGUCACUGUUCUCUGGGGCAUUGGCACAUAUUUUUCUCUAAGGAGUGGAACAAGAGAGGAGGAGAUAAAUGUGUUUUCAAAUUGUAUUCAUUUUUUUUUAUUCUGUAUAUUAUAUGUUUGUUG